AUUUACAGAUAAUCCGGGUGGUCGUGGCGGACAGCAGACGCAGUUGAAAUCUACAGAACAGCGCACGUUUGAAAGGCAGUCCAAUCUAUCUUGCACUAAAACCUCAAAAGAACAAGAGUGUAAGGUGUAAGCUGCCAUAAUUAUAACCGAGCAGGAGCUAAAUCGGUCAGUUAGCUAUAGACUUCCUCCGCCUGUUUUGUUGUUGUUUUUUUGCAUAUCCACGGGGUUAGUGGUGAGGACUUUUCCCGUCGGAGGCCGCCGGUGUGGCGCUGUGAAUCUUCGCUCCAAUCACUGCGUCUUUCCUCCUGCACAAGAUUUACAGAAGAGGAUGAGUUUUUUAUUCGGGAGCCGCUCAUCUAAGACGUUCAAGCCGAAGAAGAACAUUCCGGAAGGUUCUCACCAGUAUGAGCUGUUGAAGCACGCUGAGGCGACCCUGGGAAGUGGAAACCUGCGCAUGGCUGUGAUGCUUCCCGAUGGGGAGGACCUGAAUGAGUGGGUCGCUGUCAACACGGUGGACUUCUUCAACCAGAUCAACAUGCUCUAUGGGACCAUUACAGACUUCUGCUCGGAAGACAGCUGUCCAGUCAUGUCUGCAGGACCCAAAUACGAGUACCACUGGGCUGACGGAACCAACAUCAAAAAGCCGAUCAAGUGCUCUGCUCCUAAAUACAUCGACUACUUGAUGACCUGGGUGCAGGACCAGCUCGACGACGAAACUCUCUUCCCAUCCAAAAUAGGUGUUCCCUUUCCUAAGAACUUCAUGUCGGUGGCCAAGACCAUCCUGAAGCGGCUGUUCCGGGUCUACGCCCACAUCUACCACCAGCACUUCGACUCCGUCAUGCAGCUGCAGGAGGAGGCGCACCUCAACACCUCCUUCAAGCACUUCAUCUUCUUCGUCCAGGAGUUUAACUUGAUUGACCGUAAGGAGCUCGCACCCCUCCAGGAGCUGAUUGAGAAACUGACAACCAAAGACAGAUAGAUUGAGGAACGAAGACGGAAGGAAGAGAGAGAGACCACUCUCUUUCUUUAUCACAGUCCUGCACCCCAUUAUGCUCUGUCUGGUCUCUCUCCUGCUCUGCACAAAUGACCUUCCCUGAUAUGUUCAUUAUAGCACAGACUAAACUACUGUUCACUGUUCGACAGGAGAUGCCAUUUUCUAACAGAAACCACACUAGCACAACAUUAAUGCCUAAGCUUAAAGGGGAGUUGGAUAGCUAUGCUAACUUGUCAACAUAUUUUUCUGCUCUUAACUAGACGGUAUUUUAAAACUAGGAAUUGUUUAAAGUUUUUCCGCUUGAUUUUAUUAUUUUGUUUCUCAAGCCUUUAAAUUUAGUUUUUUUUGUUGUGCAUUUUGAAUGGAUUGCCACCUUGUGGUUGCUUAAUGUAUUACACCAAUGUCUACUAGUAUGGCAUUGAGCCAAUGAAGUGACACGCUCGCUAUGAGGGUGUCGGGGUUUUCACUACGUGAUGCUGACUGCUAAAGGAUACUCUAUAGAUAAAUAUAUAAAGUCUGUUUUCCUAUGCAAUUAUUGUGCCAUUUUGCUUACCUCUUAAUGCUGAGUAAUUAUUAAUGGUCUAUAUUUUAGUCUCUCGCGCUUUGUGACAUCUUAUACCUUAGUUUUCCAGUAUAUUUGGCUACAGUAUGCGGUCGGUAACUUAACACUUGUCAUCGCAUUAGCGACCUGAACUUCAGUUGUAUUGUGUUCACUAGAUAAGUAUUGCUAAGUGUAGGUAGAUCAACUGAACUAACUCAGGAUAUUCUGGGCCACAGCACAUGUGACUUCAGUAGCCCCGCUGACUUCCUCAAUGACUGACUGACUGAUGUACUGAUGGCGCCUAUCGAUUUUUUCAUUGAUAUGCUUACCUGCCAAGUCAGGCCCUCUCUUGUCAGAUUCUGAAAUUGUAAUUCCUAAUGAGGAGUGGUUUGACCUCGACGGUUGCACAUGUAUGCUUUGGUCUGUUUUUCUCUCUUAAGUGUGUAGUUUUUUUUUUAGUUUUUUUUUUUUUUUAGUUUUUUUCCCACGCUUACUGACCAUUCUGGGUUUUACAGCUGAUCUAGAACCAUGGCACUCUUAACAUUAUUGCUUCCUGCCUUUAAAGUCCGUUUACUUUGGCGUUUUAAUUUCAGCUCCUUCAACUUCUUGAACAGUUCAACCUGAACGCGUAUCUUCUCCCCUCCCCCCCCCCCCCCCCCCCCCCAAAAAAAAACCACUGCAGCGAUUGUGCCAACUGUGCAUUGUUACAAAUAUUUAUAUGAAUAGCAAUGUUGCCACUGAGAGAGCUAUAUUUUCCCUGGGCUGUAUAAUAUUUAGGGCGUUUCUAUGUAUUGGAAUACAUCCGUGGUAGCUGGAAUGAGACUUUUACAAGAAAAGAAACAUUAAAACUGAUGUAUGUUUUACAGUAAUAAAAUCUGUAUAUCAGAAAGCAAAAGUAAUGUUUUUGUUUGAAUUAAAAGCUGAGUAAUUUGAUAA
This is a messenger RNA of Electrophorus electricus (electric eel), 2471 nucleotides long. RefSeq names its product MOB kinase activator 1Bb (gene mob1bb). NCBI's taxonomy places the organism in Eukaryota, Metazoa, Chordata, Actinopteri, Gymnotiformes, Gymnotidae. The record is from RefSeq and is a predicted model, not a curated record.